AUGCUUGUCCAGCACAACGCCUACCGUGCACGCAACGGCGCUCCACCAAUGACAUGGGAUCCCGUUCUCGCCAAUUACGCGCUUGCUAAUGCGCAGCAAAACGCUGCUACCCGCAAUCUGCUCCAUACCUUCCAGCAGACCCCUGGUACGACUCCUUACGCUGGCUCGCAGACGUACGGUGAGAACAUUGGCUUCCAGUCUGGUGCCAAUAACCCACUCAAAAUCGUCUGGCUCUUCUACAACGAGGAGAGUCAAUACAACCGCGCUACCCCUGGCUUCCAGACCAAUGCUGGUCACUUCACACAGCUCGUGUGGGUCGGUUCGACAAGACUCGGUUGCGCUUAUGUUGCCACCAACGACGCCUCACAAACUGCGUACUACCUGGCUUGCGAGUAUGCACCGGCAGGCAACAUCAACUCACCUGCAGAGUUUACGGCCAAUGUCUUGCCAAACGACGGCUCGUCUUUCCCCACCGCCCCAGCAGACAACAUCUAA
Molecule: messenger RNA, 495 nt
Organism: Protomyces lactucae-debilis
Lineage: Eukaryota; Fungi; Ascomycota; Taphrinomycetes; Taphrinales; Protomycetaceae
Product: CAP domain-containing protein
Exons: 1
Coding region: 1-495 (164 amino acids)
Cellular component (GO): extracellular region
Source: RefSeq, a predicted model, not a curated record